This is a messenger RNA of Cinclus cinclus, 393 nucleotides long. It is a transcript of the gene CEND1, whose product is annotated as cell cycle exit and neuronal differentiation 1. Gene Ontology annotation, biological process: radial glia guided migration of cerebellar granule cell; cerebellar Purkinje cell differentiation; cerebellar granular layer maturation. The transcript has a single exon. The record is from RefSeq and is a predicted model, not a curated record. The coding region runs from base 1 to 393 and encodes 130 amino acids. Lineage: Eukaryota; Metazoa; Chordata; Aves; Passeriformes; Cinclidae.
AUGGAUUCCAAAGGCAACGUCCGAAGCGGAAACAAACCCGACGCCAAGGCCGCCAGCUCCGGGAAGCCUGAAAAACCCAACCCUGGGCCUGCCACGAAUGCAGACAAGAAGGAGGCCCCCAAAGAGCAGCCUGCUCCUGCCACGGCCACCAAGAAGGCCGGAGGUGACGCCGCCAUCGCCAACAACCACAGCAACCUGAAACCCAGCCCUGCUGCCACGGAGACGCAGGAGGCCAGCGGCCAGUCCCCUGACUCUGACCACAAGGGAAACAGCUCCGAGGAGUCACCGGGCAGCUUCUUCGACAACAUGAAGCCCUUGAUCAUCGUCGGAGGAGUGGCGGUGGCUGCGCUGGCUGUGAUUGUGGGAGUGGCAUUCCUAGCCCGGAAAAAAUGA